Molecule: messenger RNA, 1620 nt
Organism: Pipistrellus nathusii (Nathusius's pipistrelle)
Lineage: Eukaryota; Metazoa; Chordata; Mammalia; Chiroptera; Vespertilionidae
Source: the annotation of a GenBank genome assembly
AUGCCCGAGAACGUGGCCCCCCGGAGCGGGGCGCCCGCCGGGGCUGCCGGCGGCCGCUACAAAGGCGCCUAUCAGGACCGGGAUAAGCCGGCCCAGAUCCGCUUCAGCAACAUCUCCGCGGCCAAAGCUGUUGCUGAUGCUAUUAGAACAAGCCUUGGACCAAAAGGAAUGGAUAAAAUGAUUCAAGAUGGAAAAGGCGAUGUGACCAUUACAAAUGAUGGUGCCACCAUUCUGAAACAAAUGCAAGUGUUACAUCCAGCAGCCAGAAUGUUGGUAGAGUUGUCUAAGGCACAAGAUAUAGAAGCAGGCGAUGGCACUACAUCGGUGGUCAUUAUUGCUGGCUCUCUCUUAGAUUCCUGUACCAAGCUUCUUCAGAAAGGAAUUCAUCCAACUAUCAUUUCGGAGUCAUUCCAGAAAGCUUUGGUAAAAGGUAUUGAAGUAUUGGUUGACAUGUCUCGACCUGUGGAACUGAGUGACAGAGAAACUUUGUUAAAUAGUGCAGCCACUUCAUUGAACUCAAAGGUUGUCUCUCAGUAUUCAAGUCUUCUUUCUCCUAUGAGUGUAGAUGCAGUUAUGAAAGUGAUUGACCCAGCCACAGCUACAAGUGUAGAUCUUAGAGAUAUCAAAAUAGUUAAGAAACUUGGUGGGACAAUUGAUGAUUGUGAGUUGGUGGAAGGGCUGGUUCUCACUCAGAAGGUGGCAAAUUCUGGUAUAACCAGAGUCGAAAAGGCUAAAAUUGGGCUUAUUCAGUUUUGCUUAUCUGCUCCCAAAACAGACAUGGAUAAUCAGAUAGUAGUUUCUGACUAUGUCCAGAUGGACCGAGUGCUCCGAGAGGAGAGAGCCUAUAUUCUAAACUUAGUGAAGCAAAUUAAAAAAACAGGAUGUAAUGUUCUUCUCAUACAAAAAUCUAUUCUAAGAGAUGCUCUAAGUGAUCUUGCAUUACAUUUCCUAAACAAAAUGAAGAUUAUGGUGGUUAAGGAUAUUGAAAGAGAAGAUAUUGAAUUCAUUUGCAAGACGAUUGGAACCAAGCCAGUUGCUCAUAUUGACCAGUUCACUGCUGACAUGCUGGGAUCAGCUGAGUUAGCUGAGGAGGUCAAUUUAAAUGGUUCUGGCAAGUUGAUCAAGGUUACAGGCUGUUCAAGCCCUGGAAAAACAGUUACAAUUGUUGUUCGUGGAUCUAACAAAUUGGUUAUUGAAGAAGCUGAGCGCUCCAUUCAUGAUGCCCUAUGUGUCAUCCGCUGUUUAGUGAAGAAUAGAGCUCUUAUUGCAGGAGGUGGUGCUCCAGAAAUAGAGUUGGCUCUACGAUUAACUGAAUAUUCACGAACAUUGAGUGGCAUGGAAUCCUACUGCGUUCGUGCUUUUGCAGAUGCUAUGGAAGUAAUUCCAUCUACACUUGCUGAAAAUGCUGGCCUGAAUCCCAUCUCUACAGUAACAGAACUAAGAAACCGGCAUGCCCAUGGAGAAAAAACUACCGGCAUUAAUGUCCGAAAGGGUGGUAUUUCCAACAUUUUGGAGGAACUGGUUGUCCAGCCUUUGUUGGUUUCAGUUAGUGCACUGACUCUAGCGACUGAAACUGUCCGGAGCAUCCUGAAAAUUGAUGAUGUGGUAAACACUCGGUAA